GUCCCACUCUGUGGAAUCGCAUGUACUCAAAACCACACACAAAAGCACACACACACACACACACACAGGGAGAAGAGGGGAAAAGAGAGAGAAAAAGAAAGAAGGGAAUCACGACGGAGGGGAUAAUGGAUCACUUGUUCAACAUGGAAAUCAGCAGGUGUGUCAGUGUGCCAGUGGUGCAGGAUCCACAGGUAUAGGGGCAGACCAUUGGCUCGCUGGAUUCAAGGCAUCAUCAUCCAGGAGUUUCCUCUUCUCCGAGCAUUUAGGAUGCAGUGGACAGACUCAGCUCCAGUGGCCACGGAAUGACCAUUUUUGAGGACAUAAUCAUGCAUGGUCGUUUCACAAAAAAAUAACCAUACUUAACCAUACAGCUGCUUGAAAGCUCGCUUUUCUACAAAUGGCAAAAGAGAAACCCAGUAUCGCUUCACAGACUUCAGAUAUCUCCUGGGAGGUUCGUGCGAAUGCUGGUCAGUUCCAUCGCAAGCUGCAGAGAAAGUCAUUCUCCUUCUUCCGCUGGGGGCGAUACGCGGACAACACCAUCCGCAGCCACAAAUACACACCACUGAACUUCCUGCCCUACACGCUUUAUGAACAAUUUCAGCGCUUUGCCAAUUUCUACUUCCUCCUAAUCGUGGUGAUGCAGUGUGUGCCUGUCAUCUCCACAAUCCCAUGGUACACCACUGUCUUCCCUCUGCUGAUAGUACUGGCUGUACGAGCACUUAAAGAUCUCAUCUCUGAUAUGGGCCGUCGCCGUAGCGACAAACAGAUCAACAGCAGGGCCUGUGACAUUCUGACCUCUGGAAGCUUUCAGACAGCGCAAUGGAGGAAUGUGUGUGUUGGAGACAUACUGAGGAUACACAAAGAUCAGAUCAUACCAGCAGAUGUUCUGCUUUUGUGCAGCACGGAGCCGCACAGUCUAUGCUACGUGGAAACUGCUGACAUAGAUGGUGAGACCAAUCUGAAGUUCCGCCAAGCCCUGGCCGCGACCCACAAUACAUUGCUCCACGACUCGCUGGAGCAGACCCUCUCAAAUUUCAACGGCGUUGUGUUUUGCGAGGAGCCCAACGGUAACCUGUACUCGUUCCGAGGGGAGCUGCGAUGGCAGGGCCAGACCCACCGCCUGGACACAGAGCACAUUCUUCUCAGAGGCACCGCGCUACGCAACACCGACCUCGCAUACGGCCUGACCAUAUAUGCAGGUGCAGACACGAAGAUCAUGAAAAACAUUGGCAAGGUGAUCGUCAAGACGACCAAGGUGGAGAAGAUCCUGAACAGGGUCAUUCUCGGGAUUAUGCUGUUUGUGCUGCUGGUGGAUCUGCUGUUGGCUGUGGGCUCUGGUGUGUUUGAGUACCAGGUGUCUCCUCGUGUGGAGGUGCUGGAGGCCCUAGGGGGAGACUCCAGCCCUGCGUACCGAGCCUUCCUCACCUUCUGGGGCUACGUCAUCCUGCUCAGCCCUGCCAUCCCCAUGUCCCUCUACAUCACGUUUGAAGUGAUGAAGGUGAUCCAGUGCUUCUUCAUCAACUGGGACCUGCAGAUGUACCACGAGGAGAGCGACCGGCCGGCCCACGCGCGCAACACCUCCCUCAAUGAGGAGCUGGGCCAGGUGGGACACCUGCUGAGCGACAAGACCGGCACACUCACCCAGAACCGCCUGCUCUUCCGCCAGUGCUGCAUCGCUGGGGACGUCUACGGGGAUCUACCAGCAAAUUCACAAAGUGAAAAGGUUCAGCCCCUGGACCUGAGCUGGAACCGGUUCUCCUGUGGGGGGCUGCAGUUCUGGGACCAGCGGCUGGUGGACCGGCUGGUGAAGGAGCGCUGUCCCCAGAGCAGGGAGUUCUUCACAGCCCUGGCACUAUGCCAUACUGUCAUGACAGAGUGGAAGGAAGGGGCGCCUCACUACCAGGCCGCGUCCCCGGACGAGGAGGCCUUGGUGGGGGCGGCGCGGGAGCUUGGCUGGGUCUUCCUGUCGCGGACGCGGGACUCCCUGACGGUCAGCCAGCUGGGACACACCUGCCAGUACCAGCUGCUGACGCUGGUGGACUUCACUAGCGACAGGAGACGCAUGUCCGUACUGGUGAGAGAACCAGGAGGGGACCUAAAGCUUUACUGUAAGGGGGCUGACACCGUCAUUCUGGAGAGACUGCGGAAAGAUUGCCCACACAGGGAGAGCAGCGAGAGAGCACUGGAUCUAUUUGCGCAGGGCUGUUUGCGGACGCUGUGCGUGGCGGUGCGCAGUGUGUCGGAGGCCCAGUGGGGCCAGUGGAGUCAGGUUUUGGAGGAGUGCCAGGCGGCCGAGGGGGCGGGAAGAGAAGCCCGACUGGAGGAGCUCCACGACAGCAUGGAGCAGCAGCUGACGCUGCUGGGAGUGACGGCCAUAGAGGACCGUCUCCAGGAUGGAGUCCCAGAGACCAUCGCCACCCUCAGGCAGGCUGGCAUCAAGGUCUGGGUGCUGACCGGGGACAAAACAGAGACGGCGGUGAACGUGGGCUACGCCUGCCGCCUAAUGGAUCCUGACACCAGCCUGCUGCAAGGAGAGCAACUCAGGCAGCUUCUACAGUCUUCUGACCCAGAUGUUGCAGUUCGUCAGAAGAAAAAAUCUGAAAUAUGGUCUACGAAGACAGACAAAAGCAUGUUGGCGGACAACUCCACUAUAGUCAUCAAUGGACUGGAGCUGGCGGAGCUGCUGGCCGUGCCAGAGUCGGGCUCCAGGUUUGUGGCGCUGGCCAAUCAGUGCGCGUCGGUGCUGUGUUGCCGGGUGACCCCGGGGCAGAAGGCCCAGGUGGUGCAGCUGGUGAGGAGACACACCUCCUCCGUCACGCUCUCCAUCGGGGACGGGGCCAACGACGUCAACAUGAUCAAGACGUCUCAUGUGGGCGUGGGGCUGUACGGCGUGGAGGGCAGCCAGGCGGUGCAGAAUGCCGACUACGCCCUGGGCCAGUUCCGCUUCCUGGGCCGCCUGCUGCUGGUGCACGGCCACUGGUCCAGCCAGCGCAUCUGCCUCUUCCUGCGCGUCUUCCUCUUCAAGACCACCUCCUUCGCCCUCGUGCACGUCUGGUACAGCUUCUUCAGCGGCUUCAGCUCACAGCGGGUAUAUGAGAGCUGGUUUAUUUCUCUGUAUACCGUCAUGUACACCUCCAUACCUGUGCAGUGCCUGGCUGUCUUUGAGCAGGACGUGAGCGCGGAGGGGUGCGUGCGCUGGCCAGAGAUGUACCAGAAGGGCCGCCGGAUGGAGCACUUUGGCCCGCGGGCCCUGGGGGCCACCCUGCUCUACUCCCUCUACGCCUCCCUGGUGCUCUGCCUCCUGCCCCUGGGCGUCUUCCAGAGCCUCGCCCUCGACUACCAGACCCUGGCCGUCACCAUAGGCAUGGCAGCAGUGUUCACGGCAACCGCUGAGGUAGCCAUUAAAACAAAGUACUGGACCAAGUACAAUGUAGUAGCCCUGAGCCUCAGUCUCCUCUUGUAUUUCGUGUCCACGCUCAUCUUGCACAGUCCUCGUCUGCACUCCAGAGCUCCCAAUGACUACAUAUUUCCGGGAGCGUCAAUAAAUGCCUUUAGAGAGCCGGUGGUGUGGCUUACUGUUCUAUUGACCACCUGUGCCGCCCUCCUCCCAUCAAUGCUGAUGCGGGCCCUGGACGUGGUGCUGUCACGCUCCAACACACACCGGGUCCGUAGCCAGAGGGACUCUGAGCUGACCAGGCCCGAUAGCAAGAGGGCUCCGUUCCAGCGCGGAGCCGUCCAGCGGCGCUCCUCCUACGCCGUGUCCCAGGGUAAAGGCUUUGGCCGCCUCAUCACCUCUGGAGCUGGACUCCGGAGCACCAGUGGUGAGGGCCCCCGCCAGCCAACCCCACAUCCAGCAGGGGCAGAGACCGUCAACGAACACCAGCAGCACCAGCAGUACCUCCCGGGCCAUGCCAAUGGGGACACUGUUGCUGCUGACCAGUCAUGAAGAAUAUGUUACUUGUGUUUCUGAGAGGGCAGCUGUCAAUCCAUGGAAUUUUUAGAUAUUGUUUUGGGUUGUAAUGCCUUGAUUUAGAUAGGACAGUAUGAGAG
Messenger RNA from Engraulis encrasicolus (European anchovy), 4050 nucleotides. It is a transcript of the gene atp8b3, whose product is annotated as ATPase phospholipid transporting 8B3. The record is from RefSeq and is a predicted model, not a curated record. The coding region runs from base 398 to 3946 and encodes 1182 amino acids. Lineage: Eukaryota; Metazoa; Chordata; Actinopteri; Clupeiformes; Engraulidae. Gene Ontology annotation, cellular component: trans-Golgi network; plasma membrane. The transcript has 29 exons. Gene Ontology annotation, molecular function: ATP hydrolysis activity; magnesium ion binding; ATPase-coupled intramembrane lipid carrier activity. Gene Ontology annotation, biological process: Golgi organization; phospholipid translocation.